AUGCUUCGAGAGUCAGUUAAUGGUCGUCUUCAAGUGAUCAUGAUGGAUGUUGGCGCCAACAACUCCGUCAACAAUUCGACAUCAUUCUCAAGAAAAUACCUUUUUUUGCCUUUUGAUGGUCGUGUGAAGACGGUUAUGUUUAUUGCGAUGGGUGUUCUUUGUGUCUAUGGGACCGCAGCUAACUCACUGGUCCUCUACCUCAAGAAGAAGCAGAGAGAUARACWAAGAAAUCCGAGAAAGCCUUUUUAUCGAAAUUUGUUGGCAGUUUUUAUUCAAAAUUUGUCGGGCUGUCACAUUCUGUUCUGCAGCAUAGCGUUCCCUGCACAAGUGAUGUUAAACUUUAUCGACGUUACGAGCAGCAACUGGCUGUGUAAGCUGUCAUGGUUUCUUAGACUCCUUUUUCCAAUCAUAACUCUAAACCAUCUUUUGGUACUAGCCAUCGAGAUCUACUUGUCUAUAGUCCAUCCUCUCGUGGUGCCUUCUGCUCGUGUCGCCAAGAGGCUAGCAGUGGCCACCUGGGUUGCUGGAGGUCUUGUCGUACUUAUGCCAAGCGCUACGUUUACCUGGAAGCUCCAAACCACUGGACAUCUCAGCUACACUCUGAUGUGUCUCAUCGACAAUACGGUUUUCGUAUACAAACUACUAGUCCUGGUCUUCGUUGUAAUAAAUAUAAUACUGCCGACCCUCGUUUUGGUUUUUUUAACAUACCGCAUUUUCACAUAUUUGCGAAGGAAAGACGCUUCGCGGGUUUCAAAUCUCCAUUCGCAGAGGAAAGUGCCUGGCAACAGCAAUGCAAGAGCGAUUGUAAAUCUAAUCUUAAUCUUUUUCUUGCCGUACGGUCUAUUUUUGUUUGCAUCGAUCUCGAAAUCAGCACUCAAGACUGUCCAAGAAGAUUUCGCAAUGCAGUACUUAUUACUGCUUGUAAGCAGUGUGUUGGCGUAUUCAAAUGCGGCUAUUUGUCCCACCAUCCURUUAAUUAGACAGCCUGAUCUUCGACAGUCUUUCAAAUAUAAUAUCAAAUCCAAGUUCAUUUCUUUAAAACUGAACCGACUCAAAGUACCACCCAAAUCUAGUGCGAUUAUUGAAGUCAAUGUACAAGCAGAAAGGAAUAUGUUUGCCGAUUCAGGUUUACAAAAACAACUUGAAAUGGCUGAAAUGUCAAGUUUCACAGAUAUGAGAGAUGCAAGAGCUAAUAAGUGGAAUAUUAGCUAA
Messenger RNA from Actinia tenebrosa (Australian red waratah sea anemone), 1212 nucleotides. Its product is annotated as somatostatin receptor type 5-like. The record is from RefSeq and is a predicted model, not a curated record. Lineage: Eukaryota; Metazoa; Cnidaria; Anthozoa; Actiniaria; Actiniidae.